CAGCGCUGGGCAGUCGGGGCGUUGUUGUCGUCGCUGCUCACUCAGAGGAGCGCCUCUGCGGGGCCGGAACCCCCCAGGAAAUUUUUCAGAUAGCCACAAUGUCCGAGAAUGGUGAUAGUGAAAAAAUGGCUGAGCUGGAAGCCAAAAUCUGUCAUCAGAUUGAGUAUUAUUUUGGUGACUUUAAUUUGCCUCGGGACAAAUUUUUAAAGGAACAUAUCAAACUAGAUGAAGGCUGGGUACCACUGGAGAUAAUGAUAAAAUUCAACAAGCUGAACCGUCUGACAACAGACUUUAAUGUAAUAGUAGAAGCAUUGAGCAAACCAAAGGUAGAGCUCAUGGAAAUAAGUGAAGAUAAGACUAAAAUCAGAAGAUCUCCAAGCAAACCCCUCCCCGAAGUGACGGAUGAGUAUAAAAAUGAUGUAAAAAACAGAUCUGUAUAUAUUAAAGGCUUCCCAACUGAUGCAACCCUCGAUGACAUCAAAGAAUGGUUGGAAGGCAAAGGUGAAAUACUAAAUAUUCAGAUGAGAAGAACAUUGCACAGAGCAUUUAAGGGGUCAAUAUUUAUUGUGUUUGAGAGAAUUGAAUGUGCUAAGAAGUUCAUUGAGACCCCUGGCCAGAAGUAUAAAGACACAGACCUUCUAAUACUUUUCAAAGACGAUUACUUUGCAAAAAAGAAUGAAGAAAGAAAGCAAAAUAAAGUGGAGGCUAAACUACGAGCUAAACAAGAGCAAGAAGAAAAACAGAAGUUAGCAGAAGAUGCUGAAAUGAAGUCUCUAGAAGAAAAGAUGGGCUGCUUGCUGAAGUUUGCAGGCGACUUAGAUGAUCAGACCUGCAGAGAAGAUUUGCACAUCCUUUUUGCAAAUCAUGGAGAAAUCAAGUGGAUAGACUUUGUCAGAGGAGCAAAAGAGGGAGUAAUUCUGCUUAAAGAAAAAGCUAAAGAAGUGCUGGAUAAAGCCAAAGAUGCGAGUAACAAUAACCUACAACUAAGAAGCAGAGACGUGGUGGGGGAAGUCCUAGAAGGAGAGGUGGAGAAAGCAGCACUGAAAAAAAUCAUGGAAGAUCAACAAGAAUCCCUGAACAAAUGGAAGUCUAAAGGUCGCAAGUUUAAAGGAAAGGGAAAGGGAAACAAAGCUGCCCAGGUGCGGUCGGCUAAAGGAAAAGUACAGUUGCAGGGCAAGAAAACGAAAUUCGAGAGUGAGGAUGAAUGCGAUGAAAAUGGUGGUGCAGCUGGACCAGUGAAAAGAGCAAGAGAAGAAGCAGACCAAGAAGAGCCUGCAUCGAAACAACAGAAAACAGAAAAUGGUACCGGAGACCAGUAGUGUAAGCAACCACUGUAACAUUCAUUUUAUUUACAAUUAAUCUGCUUUCUCUUGGAGAUUUUUAAAAAGAAAAUCGAAUUAGGUCCACUUCAAAGUCCACCUGUA
Messenger RNA from Echinops telfairi (small Madagascar hedgehog), 1424 nucleotides. RefSeq names its product lupus La protein-like. Gene Ontology annotation, molecular function: RNA binding. The coding region runs from base 99 to 1319 and encodes 406 amino acids. Lineage: Eukaryota; Metazoa; Chordata; Mammalia; Afrosoricida; Tenrecidae. The transcript has a single exon. Gene Ontology annotation, cellular component: cytoplasmic stress granule; nucleus; cytosol. The record is from RefSeq and is a predicted model, not a curated record. Gene Ontology annotation, biological process: RNA processing; positive regulation of translation.